AUGUCUCUUGUCUCAGGCCCAGGCAGAGGCGGAUCUACCAGCGGAACGCAGGAGCUCUACAUCCAGAAGCAUGUAGACUACAUAAAGAGUCUAGAUACUUGCCCGGAUCGCUCGCUAACCCCGCGUUGCCAGCGAAGAGAUGAACUCGAAUAUUGGUUGACAGAACAUCUCCGGCUCAAUGGCGUCUAUUGGGGACUCACAGCACUUCAUAUACUCGGUUAUCCUGAUGCGCUACCCCGCGACCAGACAAUCGAGUUUGUUUUGUCUUGCCAGAGUGAAGACGGUGGGUUCGGUGCUGCUCCUGGUCACGAUGCCCAUAUGCUCUAUACCGUCAGCGCAGUACAGAUACUUGUCACACUCAAUGCAGUCAAUGAACUAGAUAAAAAUGGGCGCGGUGGGAAGGAGAAGGUUGCUUCUUAUCCUCAAGGGAUUGUAAAUCUUCAAGACUGCUCGACGGGAACGUUUAAAGGCGAUUCAUGGGGGGAAACGGACACACGCUUCCUCUAUGGGGCGUUUAAUGCACUAUCCCUCCUUGGAUUGUUACACCUGGUCGACACUGAUAAAGCUGUGGCUUAUAUCCAAUCCUGUGCUAACUUCGAUGGAGGGUAUGGCGUGAGGCCUGGUGCCGAGUCACAUGCCGGCCAGAUAUUUACGUGUGUCGGAGCACUCGCUAUAGUUGAUAGACUAGAUCUUGUUGAUACUGAUAGGCUAGGCGGCUGGCUCAGUGAGCGCCAGCUGGACAAUGGAGGGCUGAAUGGACGACCCGAGAAGAAAGAAGACGUGUGUUAUAGCUGGUGGGUGAUGAGUGCUUUGGCCAUGAUUGGGAGGUUACAUUGGAUCGAUGGAGAGAAGCUAGCCGCAUUUAUAUUACGGUGCCAGGAUCCCGAACACGGCGGCAUAGCUGACAGGCCAGAGGAUAUGUUUAUUGAAGUAUCCAGGUCUGAAAGAGGUAGAUCCAGUAUACUGUAUGCCAAAGGAGGCCACAGAUAG
Microsporum canis CBS 113480 is the source of this 990-nucleotide messenger RNA. RefSeq names its product type II proteins geranylgeranyltransferase beta subunit. Gene Ontology annotation, molecular function: Rab geranylgeranyltransferase activity. The transcript is spliced from 6 exons. Lineage: Eukaryota; Fungi; Ascomycota; Eurotiomycetes; Onygenales; Arthrodermataceae. Bases 1 to 990 code for a protein of 329 amino acids. Gene Ontology annotation, biological process: protein geranylgeranylation. Gene Ontology annotation, cellular component: Rab-protein geranylgeranyltransferase complex. The record is from RefSeq and is a predicted model, not a curated record.